Vespa crabro (European hornet) is the source of this 1268-nucleotide messenger RNA. RefSeq names its product putative gamma-glutamylcyclotransferase CG2811. The record is from RefSeq and is a predicted model, not a curated record. The transcript has 5 exons. Gene Ontology annotation, molecular function: gamma-glutamylaminecyclotransferase activity. Lineage: Eukaryota; Metazoa; Arthropoda; Insecta; Hymenoptera; Vespidae. Bases 107 to 736 code for a protein of 209 amino acids.
UACAGAGAGACGAGUUUCGCUUUAAACGCGUUCUUUCUAUCGCCUUUUCCUAACGUCUCGUACACCUUUCAUCGAUAAUAUCUAUUAUAAAACGUCUUAGAGAGCUAUGAUCUUUCACGUUGCAUCGACCGCCAUAUUAACGAACAUCUUUAUAUUGGAACUUUAUUCAAUAUAUACUUACAACACGAUGAUCGAUUCGAACUUUCUAAACGAGAAUCCUUUGCAUCGUAUAUUCGUAUAUGGAACUUUGAAGAGAGGAGAACCAAAUCAUAAACUCAUACAGGAUACGGCUAAUGGAUAUGCAAAAUUUCUUGGAAUUGCUAGAACUACGUCAUCUUAUCCAUUGAUAAUUGCUACCAAAUACAACAUUCCAUUUUUACUGAAAAAACCAGGAAUCGGUCAUCAUGUGAUCGGCGAGAUAUACGACGUCGAUUCGAAGAUGUUGACGAGAUUGGAUGAACUCGAGGAACAUCCAAAUUUUUAUGAGCGUGUGGAAGAGGACGUUCUCAUGGCAACAGAAUCUAAAUUCAAAUCCAAUAAUAAUUUCGAAGAGAUCGGCUCGUUAACAAAAGCAUGGAUUUACUUUUUACCAAAAUUCAAGGCUUCCUUACUCGAAGGACCAAUGUACGAAUCCUACAGCAAUGAGGGAGAUCAUGGAUUAAAAUAUGGAGAAAAGUACGUUCGCGAUCCUACAUUUGAUCACAGAAGAGAGCGACGUAAGUACAGCAACUUAUGAGGACGUACUUUGACAAUGUCCAAGGUCAUGCACGAAUAAAUAUGAAUGUAACUAUUGUUUAAUUCAAUAUCGUGAUCUGUGAUGAGAUCUUGUAUUCGUAGUAUCUAUAUAUAUAACCAUACGUAUAUGUAUUUAUAUAUAUAUAUUUUAUAUAUAUAUAUAUAUAUGUAUGUAUAUAUGUAUAUAAGUAAACAUACGUAUAUCGAAGCUGUAAAUACAAAGAGAAAAGAAAAGAAAAAAAAAAGAAAAAAAAAAAAGAAAAGAACGAACGAGUUAAGCUGAUCUAAAAAGUAUUUAAUAUUUAAUAUAAGCUUUGUUUUACACUCACCUCCAAAAGUACAUUAACAAUUUCUAUUUCUUGCUCUUUUUCUUUCUUUAAUAAAACAAAGAAAAAGAAUAUCUCUCUCUCUCUAUAUAUAUAUAUAAACAAAGUAAACGAAUCAAUGUGUAGGAUUCAAUCUUGUGAUAACGAUCAACGCGAAUUCAAAAGAAAAAAGAAAAAAAAAAAAACAUCAACAGAGUUAAUAAAUCG